Molecule: messenger RNA, 3505 nt
Organism: Oldenlandia corymbosa var. corymbosa
Lineage: Eukaryota; Viridiplantae; Streptophyta; Magnoliopsida; Gentianales; Rubiaceae
Source: the annotation of a GenBank genome assembly
UAAUGAUGACUGCUAGUAGUACCCAAUUUUUACACAAUCCUAAAAAUCUCAUCUUUGCACACUCCCAACACUCCUACUCACAAAACUCAACUCUUCGAUUCCUCCACUCCUUUAAUAAUCUUUGUAAAACCAUACAAUCGAAUCCCAACCCGUUAACCUUUGAUUGCCCCAUGAAUAUUUUGUGCUGGGAAAUUCGUGGAUAAGCCCUUGAAUUCGUGUAUAUAUAUAUACGGUUAUGAACCCUAGUUGAUGUGGGCCGACAGGAAUGGCGGAGCUGAAUCAAUUUGAGGGGCAGAGUAACGGCGGGAUUGGGGAGACGAUGGCGGGGACGACGGCGAAGCGGCAGAGACGACCGAGUGUGAGAUUAGGGGACAUUGGAGGGGACACGCCUCUGGGCUAUGAAAACCUGGACCCUCCCCAGAGAAGGGGCUCGUCCAAGCAGCAAAGGCAGCUCAAGUACCCUUGGAAUCCGCCGCAGAAAGGUGCGAGAGGUAAAAGUAGUGAAACCCUAGUUGUGGAUAAGAAUGGUAAUUUUGAUAAUGAUGAUGGUAAGAAUGGGGGUUUUGCUAAUGAGGUUGAGGAUGACGAUGGGGACUUGGAUUUGGAUAGGGUUGCUAUUGGGAGUUGGAAAUCUUUUAGGGAUUUGAAAUCGAAAAGAGGGAGAGGGGGUUCAGUUAGGAAGAGGGUAAGGUCCAACUGGGUGUCAUCAAAAAUUGAUGGAAGCCAGAAGUUGUUGACUAAUGGAGGGGAUGGUGAUGGUGAGGGGGAAGACGGUUUUAAUUUGGACAAUGAUGAGGAGGUGGAUAGGGAUUUUAGACGCGAUAAUUCAGAUGAUGAAGAGGAAGAAGAGGAGAGAAACCAGAGUCCAGUUCAUUCGUUUGACAAUGAUGAAGAUGUUAUGGAUAGGGAACAAAGGGGUUUUAGCAAAAGUGGUCGGAGAGUGGCUAGGUCUGAUGAAAUGGAAGGGCCUAGUGAUUCGGUUGAGAGGAAUGGGGUGAAGAUUUGGCUGAAUCAGUUGGGUUUAGGACGGUAUGCUCCAGUUUUUGAGGUACAUGAGGUAGAUGAUGAGGUUCUGCCUAUGUUGACGCUAGAAGAUUUGAAGGACAUGGGAAUUAGUGCAGUUGGAACGCGGAGGAAAAUGUUUUGUUCGAUUCAAAAGCUCAAUAGAGGGUUCUCCUAGAUUUUUUCCUCUUUUUGUAAUCAAGGGAAAGGACAAGAUUUUGCAUUGAGAAUCUACAUGGAAUGUUUUAACAGUUAGAGGAUGAGGUGCAAUGGCUGAUAAGCUGCUGCCUAUGUUGAUAAACUAGUGCUCAAUUAAUUCAUUGGGGUACUUUUCUUGCAGCCUCACACCGUAGUUUUGCAGUACCUUCUGCGUUUUUCAGUUUUAUAGAUUUUGUGUUUGUUUCUCUAGGGUGGUAAAUAGUUUUCUAGUUAGUAAUGAUUUUGCUUACGUAGCUCAUUGAUAGGGUAUUUGCGACAAGUAGUUAACCGCAAGGUCAAACUGAAUGAUACCAAAUUGGUGUUGGAUACUUGCUGCAUCCAUCCUUUAUGUUGCUUAUAUUGUGCAUCAAAAGUUCGAACAGUGUUUUCAUCUUUGUUUGUUUCUGUUUUGUCUUUCUAGGAAUGGCUAAAUUUGUGCGUGUUUGCAUUUUCCUUUAGCUGUCCAUUCUGGUACCGUUACAUCUAUGUUAAGAUCAUUAUAACCUUUCCACACUUCUAAACUGGAACAGAUUCUAUAAUGUGUGAAUAUUCAGGUAUCCUAUGGUUUUACAAGUGUCUUCCAAGUUCCUGAUGUGUUGGUUGUAGCCAGUUUCUUUCUUGCAGCACUGUUCUUUUCUUCUUGUAUAAUACUAUGUUGGCUCUUCCUUUAAGGAUAAGAAAACGUGAGCUUUUUGGGAGGUGCAUUUUAUAUUGAUAGAUUUUGGAUUUAGGUCAUAGGCAUUAUCUGAGGUUUGAUAUGGUUCUGUACAAAGUGACGUGUGAAAUUUGUGGCCUUGGUAUUUAGCUCGGAUAAAUGGGACAUUCGUUUGGUUGCAUUAGGUGGCAGGUUGACUUUCAAGUGCUAGUUACCCUUUUUCCCUUGGAAGGCUAGAAUCUUCAUUUAUCUGGCAUAAUAUGGAAAAACAGAUUUUUAUUUUUUUUAUUUUUGAUGAAAAUGAAAGAAAAGAAGAAGCAGAAUUUGCAUAAGAAGGGAAUGAUGCUUGCCUGUAACUUCUAAACAGGGUCACGUGAGGUGAUAUGGUAGUGUGGCUGUAUCAUUGAGAUGGAACAACUUUUUUCCUGCAACGGCGAUGACGUAUCUUCUAGUUAAUGCCAAAAAGGCAUUGAUAGUGGCUAUAUUACUACAGUUUAGGAGUAAUAUUACUUCAAGUGUAAAGUUGGUCUCGUGCAUCGUUUAGUAUUCUGUUUACAGCUGUCCCUAAUGGCGUCUGCUUUGGUUUCUUUUGUCGUUACAUUCAUGCUAGGUAAAGCCAUCAAUUUUAAAGGUAAUGUCAGUAGGGUCAAUACUAGUUCUCCAAAUCAAUGCCCUUUUUAAUUGGCUGGAUGACCCUGUACUUUGAAAACGGUCUCACCAAUCUGUUCCAUUGUAAAUGAGUUGCAAAUUGUAACUUGUCAUAUUAGUCAUGAGAACUGAAUUCUGUUAUGCUUUUAUUUUGCCAGUACCUGCCUACAGAUCAUUAGACAUGAUGUUAAUGGGAAUGGUUACCAUAUGGCCAGAGAGGAACUUCAAUUUUUAUUUUUUGUGUUGUAUGGUAGAUAAACCCAUGCAUCUGGCAGUUGUUCUGCUUGUCAUAAUUUUACUUGCACGUGCUUAUACACGUGAUCAUUCAUGUCGAUGGUGUUGUGCCAGAUGCACUCAAGGUGCGUUAGUUGCCGAAUUUGGAUCUCUCAGUGUGAUCAUUACUUAGUUUUGACUAAAGAAAGAAAAUCUUAGUGUGGGAAGUUUGAGUUGAUUUGUGCCUUCUGUGUUACUCUUUUUUUUUUUCUUAGGAAGCUUGUUCCUUGGUUGAUUCCAGUCACUUGAACAUUAUGUUUUUUGAUGCAAACAUAUCAUCAUGGACUGAACUAAUUUCACGAUAGUGACCUGGAGGACUUGUAAAUUCUUUAUGUCGUGCUGCAAAAUUGUAGUGUUAGGGUCAGAUGACAGUCAUGACAGUACAGUUUACAAUAUAUCUUCUAUUGUGUACCUCUGUAGAGGAUCAUUUUGUUAUUUACACACAAUGUUUAUGAGUUCUAAGGGUAAGUUCUGCUGUAAGAAAAGGCGUUGCCUAGUCUUUUACUCGCUUUGUUUUUGGUUGGGAUCGCAGCAAACUCGAAUAAAGGACUGCAGAAUUGCAGUCUAUUGUUUGGAUCAUGAUGCUGGCAUCUCCGGUCACAGUUAAGGGUAAUAUCACCAAUUUAUUGGAGAAAGUCUCAUUUCCGAGGAAGCCACUUAAUAUUAAUUUCUGUAGAAUGUAUGCCUAUAUGGAUAUAGGAUUCGUACUCCAUGGAAUUGAAUCAGAAC